Messenger RNA from Nanorana parkeri, 1088 nucleotides. Its product is annotated as mitochondrial glutamate carrier 1-like. Gene Ontology annotation, molecular function: L-glutamate transmembrane transporter activity; L-aspartate transmembrane transporter activity. The transcript is spliced from 9 exons. Lineage: Eukaryota; Metazoa; Chordata; Amphibia; Anura; Dicroglossidae. Gene Ontology annotation, biological process: L-glutamate transmembrane transport; aspartate transmembrane transport; malate-aspartate shuttle. The record is from RefSeq and is a predicted model, not a curated record. Bases 83 to 1069 code for a protein of 328 amino acids.
GAGCUCUGUUGGGAUUCCGUGCAGGAACAAGCUUGUGCGUUUGUGACCAAAUCUAUCUUCUAAAGAAGAAAAAAACUUGACCAUGGCUGAGAAGCAGAUUAGUUUGCCUGCCAAGCUCAUCAACGGUGGAAUUGCCGGAAUCAUUGGAGUGACUUGUGUUUUUCCAGUUGACCUGACCAAAACCCGCCUCCAAAACCAGAGAAAGGGCCAGCAAGUCUACAAAAGCAUAUGGGACUGUUUGGUAAAGACUGUGAGAUCAGAAGGUUAUUUUGGGAUGUAUAGAGGUGCUGCCGUGAACUUGACUCUUGUAACUCCGGAGAAGGCUAUUAAACUGGCUGCCAAUGACUUCUUUAGACACCACUUGUCGAAAGAUGGAAAAAAACUGACGUUGGUCAAAGAAAUGCUGGCAGGAUGUGGUGCUGGGACAUGCCAGGUUGUUAUCACUACCCCAAUGGAAAUGCUGAAGAUUCAGCUCCAGGAUGCUGGGAGACUAGGGAUACAGAGCAUUACACAUGGCACAAAAUAUUUAAACACCAUUCCUGUACUAACAAGAGCUUACAAUGUCGGACCGACUUUAACAACUCACAAGAUGUCUGCUUCACAAAUUGCCGCUGAGCUUUUCCGUAAUGAAGGUGUUAAAGGACUUUACAGAGGACUGGGUGCAACUUUACUGAGGGAUGUUCCAUUCUCCGUCAUCUACUUUCCAUUGUUUUCCAAACUAAAUAAACUGGGACAGUCCUCCGUGGAUGGCAAGGUUCCGUUCCAUCAUUCAUUCUUUGCGGGCUGUGUUGCUGGUUCCACUGCAGCUGUUGCUGUCAAUCCUUGUGAUGUAAUAAAGACGCGCCUUCAGUCUUUGCAUAAAGGAGCAAAUGAAGAGACGUACAGUGGAAUAAUAGAUUGUGCCAGGAAGAUUUGGGUGAAAGAAGGUCCAUCUGCAUUUCUGAAGGGAUCAGGGUGUCGUGCCUUGGUCAUUGCACCACUUUUUGGAAUAGUACAAGUUAUAUACUUCCUUGGUGUUGGAGAAACUGUUCUAGAGUUUGCACAGUUAAACAGUUUAACAACCCAAUAACUCAAGCAUUCCACGGAAU